This is a messenger RNA of Acanthosepion pharaonis, 1083 nucleotides long. Lineage: Eukaryota; Metazoa; Mollusca; Cephalopoda; Sepiida; Sepiidae. The record is from the annotation of a GenBank genome assembly.
AUGUAUCACCUCCAUCUUCAAACCUCUAUCUCUCCAUUUCUGUCGUCCUUUAUUCAACCCUCUCUCUCCGCUUCUUCCGUCAUUUAUUAUCUCAUAUCCAUCUAUCUAUCUAUCUAUCUAUCUAUCUAUCUAUCUCAGUCUAUUGUAUUCAAUUCAUCUAUCUAUCUAUCUAUCUAUCUAUCUAUCUUAUCUAUCACAUUCUGUUCAUUAUCUAUCUAUGAAUAUUUAUCCAUAUCUAUCAUCUAUCAUCAUGAUUCCAAUUCAUCAUUCUGUUCUGUCAUCCAUCCAUCAAUCACAUCAAUCAAUAUAUCUGUUCAUUCAUCUAUCUAUCUAUCUAUCUAUCUAUCAAUCUUCUAUCUCUAUCACAUUCUGUUCAUCCAUCUAUCUAUCAUCUAUUUAUCUAUCUUUUUAUCUAUCUAUCUAUCUAUCUAUCUUAUGAAAAAAAAUCUAUCAUCUAUCCAUCCAUUUAUCUAUCCAUUAUUUCCAUCCAUCUAUCAUAUCUCAUUCUGUUCUUAUCUAUUUAUUCUAUCUAUCUAUCUAUCUAUCUAUCAUUCAUCUAUCUAUCACAUUCUGUUCAUCUAUCCAUUCAUCUAUCUAUCUAUCUAUCUAUUCUGUCAUCCAUUCUAUCAUCUCAGAUCUAUAUCUAUCACAUUCUGUUAUUAUCCAUCAUCUAUCUAUCUAUCUAUCAUUCUCAUUCAUAUCUAUCUAUCUAUCUAUCUUCAUCUAUCUAUCUAUCUAUCUAUCUAUCUAUCUAUCACAUUCUAUCUAUCCAUCUAUCUAUCAUCUAUCUAUCUAUCUAUCUAUCUAUCUAUCUUUAUUCAUUCAUCUAUCUUCAUAUCUAUCUAUCUAUCUAUCUAUCUAUUUAUCUAUCUAUCUAUUCUGUCUAUCUAUUCUAUCUAUCUAUUAUCAUUUUGUUCAUCUAUCUAUUCAUCUAUCUAUCUAUCUAUCUAUCUAUCUAUCUAUCUAUCUAUCAUUCUGUUCUAUCUAUCUGGUUUGAUCUCAUUCAUCUAUCAUCUAUCUAUCUAUCUAUCAUAUCUAUCUUCAUCUAUCUAUCUAUCUAGGCUAUCUUUCGAUCCUAGAUAG